AUGUCUCAGACAUUCACACUGAAAGGUCGUUCUAGCUGUUUAAGCGUGGACAUUAAUCCUCCAAUAGAACUCGAUUCUAGAUACAGUUAUUCUCUAGCUCUGAUAUCUCUCAGUACCUGGAAUUCAAUACCGAAUAUCGAACCAGGUCGAAAUAAGUUUCAUUAUUCUGUAGACGAUCAGGAAUCAAGACCGGUCAACUUUAGAGGUGAAGAUAUUGUUAUACGUUUGAGCUUAAAAAGAAUGGGUUUAACUUUUAAACCUUACUAUUUAAAUACCAGAUCACAGAGCAAUCAAUCAGUUAGUACUUGUACGCCGAAGCAGACGCUCACGUCAAGAGUAUACUUCAGCUUCACCAUAUUAUCAGCAAAUAUGGACUCCGUAUCAGAAAAACUACAAAUAUUCCAACCGGUCAACGUAGAUGAAUCCAUUGCUCGAGAAGAAUGGCAUACGUAUCACCCGUUCACCAAAUCAUUUAAGAACAGCGAUGAGAUAGAAAUUGUUAUUAACCAACAGGAUGUGUUUAUGGAUAUUAGCCAAGCCGAAUUAUACAUUGAAGCCAAAUUUCUGGAAGAAGUAUCGACAGUUGUGAAAACAGGAAAAUGUUCCCUGACAAAUAACGUUGGAGCAUUUCUAUUUGAAUCGAUAACGUAUGAAUUGAAUGGAAAAGUAAUCGAUAAAGUACGAGAUCCAGGGCUUAUAAGUACCGUUAAAAGUCUUUUGUGUCUCAAUCAAAAUGAAAGUACUGCCCUUGAUGUGGCGGGAUGGAAUUGGCCGAACGGUACUGUGAAAUCAUAUGAACCACAAACGGAUAAUUUCAGUCUCCUAAUACCGUUGAAUUUCCUAUUGAACGUCUUCUCCGAUUAUACUAGCGCAAUUAUGGGAACGCAGAAAUUAAAGCUUGUACGUGCCAAAAAAGAUGAUAAUUGUUAUGUUAAUUCAGAGGGAAACAAGAAAGCAGACAUCACCAUUUUGAAUAUCGAGUUAAGAGACAAACCGGUAUUUAUUGGAUUUAGGAAAUGGGAAAUUCAUGAACUACCUGCUCUACGACAAGCGAGAAAAGAUGUAUGGACAGUGAAGGCAGCAUCUGAACGAGCGAGAUAUGUUGUUGUAUUCUUCCAAGAAGAUCGAAAAGAUAACUAUAAAGCUGAUGGCACAUAUUUCGAUAAUUUGAAAAUUACAGAUGUCAAGCUUUAUCUAAAUUCCGAGGCCUACCCAUAUGAAUCCCUAGAUUUAAAUUUCAAAACCAGACAGUUUACUAAAGCCUAUUCCAUGUAUACGGAUUUUCAAAAAUCGUAUUUGGGAAAGAUCAAUAGCGAACCUUUGCUAGAUUUUACCGCUUUUGCCAGUCGAGCCCUAUUUGUAAUUGAUUGUUCAAAACAAAACGAGGCUCUGAAAAGUAAUGUGAUAGAUGUAAAGCUAGAAUUUGAGAGUUCGGAAAAUUUCCCCGAAAACACCCGAGCAUUUUGUAUCAUCAUAUACGAUCGAGUCAUGGAAUAUUUACCUUUAUCAGGACAUGUUAGAACGCUAAUUUAA
This is a messenger RNA of Sitophilus oryzae (rice weevil), 1533 nucleotides long. RefSeq lists its product as uncharacterized. The transcript has 3 exons. The coding region runs from base 1 to 1533 and encodes 510 amino acids. NCBI's taxonomy places the organism in Eukaryota, Metazoa, Arthropoda, Insecta, Coleoptera, Curculionidae. The record is from RefSeq and is a predicted model, not a curated record.